CUCCCUGGCCCUGGCCUUGUGUGGAGGAGGCCAAUCAGUGGCAGGUUCUGGGAUUGUGUUCCAGGGUAGCAGCUUCCAAGGAGCAGGCGGCAUAGACAGUUUAUGGGGUGCUGGGAGAUGCUGAAGCCGGAAGUGGAGGCCCUUGUCUUGUGGGCAGGAAGUGUGAGGCGGACAACUGUGCAACAGAAAGUGUUCCCGGAGCAGGGGAGUCCAGGAGAGUCCGUAAAGGCUAGAUAUGAAUUUCCAGUUCCCACCAUGGCUUGUGCACCUACUAAUUCAUGAAAUGGGAUUGUGAAAACGGACACUACCAAGGGCUUCAUCUCAGCUUUGGCUCUCUGGAUGAUGGGUGACAAUAGACCCUCAGACCACCCCAGGCCCAGGGAAUUUCUCAACAUCCGCCUGGAAGACAACCUACAGCCCUACCCAGGGGCAUGUCCAGAUGAAAUACGUGGCCAUCCAGGCCCUUCCGAACCUUGCCAGGAACAGUCCUGGCCCUUUGACCCCCCAGAAUCCACCAGGCGUGAUGCUCAUCUCGGUAGCUCUGUUGCGGAUCCCGCUCGCCUGGGAUCCCCCUCUUUCCAGGGGGAGAACAGGCAGAUGCCAGCAUCGCUGCAGCCGACGGGGGACAGCUGCUCUUUGGAGAGCCCACAGCAGAACCAGAGCUCGUCCGCACAGGUGGUGUUCUGGGCUGGCAUCCUGCAGGCCCAGAUGUGUGUCCUGGACUUGGAGGAGGAGCUGGAGAAAACAGAGGGACUCAGAGCGGAACUGAGGUGCUGCAUCCCCCCACCUUCUAAGGACUUCCUUGGUGAUGUGGGCCUGAGCCCCAGCCUGCCCAAGGAGGAUGAAGAGUCUGGAGAUGAUGGCGGUGAACCUGAGGAGGAGAACCAGGCCUGGCCGAGGGGGCAGAUGCCAGGCUCCUCCCCAGAGUGGGGUGCUGAGGAGGACAGCAUCUUCUUUGACAAUCCCCUCUUCCUGGAGAGCCCUGAGUCAGACACCAGCACUGAAGGAGAAUGCUUUUCCUGGGGGUACCCAGAUUCCCACCCAGAGAUGAAGUCUCAUAGCCCUCAGGCCCCGGAUUCUUCGCUCCAAGAAGGCACAGGGCUCUGGAGGCCAGAAAGUGAGCUGGAUUUGGGGAGCAAUACUGCUGAUCAUAGUGGGUGUGCCACCCCUCCAUUCCCUGUGCCUUCCUAUAAGCUGCACCCCUGCUUGGCCUUCGGGUCCACUGAAGGGGUUCCCACAGUACCUCCUAAUCAGGAGGGUGAGACUUCUCUGGAAGAUGGUCUUAGCCCUGGCUCACCUAAGGCACCCUCCGUGAACCACAGAUUGAUCCAGGAAUCAGAUAACUUUGGAUUUGACCCUAGACCUGCCACCACCACACAUCCUACGCAGCCUUGGGGAUCACAGACACCCCAGAGCCUCUCAGAUCUGGCUCCGCCCAUAUUUAAGGACCAGCAGGCAGAAGAUCCUUCCUGGCCCCAGGAACCUCUUAUCUCCCAGAAUGGAGGUGAGAAGGAUGCUGGCUGCUUCCAGGAGCCCAUUCCCUGCACUUUGGCCAAUUGGGGGAGCCCAGCCUCUUCACUGGAGCCCAGCUACCCAGAAUCCGAGGGCAGAGGCUCUGUCCCCAGGCCCUGCACCGUGUCUUCCCCGGAAGGCAGUCCACAAGUCCAGCUCCAUAGCUCCAAGUGGCCACAGGAUGCCUCACACUCUUUGAUCCUGGAGGAGGAUGAAUCCGAGUUAAGUUCCCUGAAGAUAGAGGAGACAGAGGAGACCCCAAACCUAAGGCAGGAGGCAGAGUGUGAAGAUCCAGCCAAGACUGAGGAAGCUUCAGCUGCCUGGCAACAUGUUCGCUUGACUUCUACAGAAGGGCUUCCCGAGAGUCCCAUGCCCCAAGCUCAAUCUCCAGAGAAAGGCUGGAGGCCAUCGUCGGGAGUCAAAUUGGCUAAUAACAUCAGAAAUGACAAGGAGGCCUGGGACCUAGCCUUGCGUCUCUAUCACCUGGAUGGUUUCCGGAAGUCUGAAGUGGCUGCCCACCUACGCAAGAACAAUGACUUCAGCAGGGCUGUGGCUGAGGCGUACUUAUCCUUCUUCCAGUUCGAAGGACAAAACCUGGACCGAGCCCUCCGGGGGUUCCUCCAGGCCCUGGUGCUCAGUGGAGAGACUCAGGAACGGGAACGGAUUCUCUACCAGUUUUCCAAACGCUUCCAUUACUGCAAUCCUGGAGCCUUCCCCUCAGUAGAUUCUAUACACACCUUGACCUGCGCCGUCAUGCUCCUUAACACAGACCUGCAUGGACAGAACAUUGGAAAGAGCAUGAGCUGCCAGGAAUUCAUAAACAACCUGAACGGUCUGCAGGACGGCAGGAACUUCCCCAAGGAGCUCCUGAAGGCCCUCUACUGGUCUAUCCGGAGUGAGAAGCUCGAAUGGGCUGUAGACGAAGAGGAUGCAGCCAGACCCGAGAAGGACCAGCCUUCUUCCUCAGCCAGCAAGAUAAGCAACCCCUUCCUCCAGAUGGCUCAGGACCCCACAGUGCCCACUUAUAAGCAAGGUAUCCUGGCACGGAAGAUGCAUCAUGAUGCUGACGGCAAGAAGACACCAUGGGGCAAGCGAGGCUGGAAGAUGUUUCACACCUUGCUGAAAGGGAUGGUUCUCUACUUCCUGAAGGGAGAGGGUCCCUGGCUGGAUGGGCAGAGUUUGGUGGGACAUCUCGUGGAUGAGCCCGUGGGAGUGCACCACUCGCUAGCCAGCCCAGCCACUCACUAUACCAAGAAGCCACACGUCUUCCAGCUUCGGACUGCAGACUGGCGUCUCUACCUCUUCCAGGCUCCCACUGCCAAGGAAAUGGCUUCCUGGAUUGCACGCAUCAACCUGGCCGCCGCCACACACUCGGCACCCCCUUUUCCAGCCGCAGUGGGCUCCCAGCGUAGAUUCGUGAGGCCCAUCCUACCCAUGAGCCCCGCCCAGAGCUCCCUGGAGGAGCAGCAUCGAUCCCACGAGAACUGCCUGGAUGCUGCCUCUGACGACCUGCUGGAUUUGCAGAGGAACCUGCCCGAACGGCGGGGCCGAGGCCGCGAGCUGGAGGAGUACCGCUUGCGGAAGGAGUAUCUGGAGCACGAGAAAACUCGAUACGAGACCUACCUGCAGCUCCUGGUGUCCCGCCUGCACUUUCCUCUGGGCGACCUGGCUCUGUGGGAAGAUCAGCUCCGGAGGGAAGCAGAAGGCACCCCGGAGCCAAAGCCCAGCCUGAAGAAGUCCCACUCCAGCCCCUCCCUGCACCAGGAUGAGGCCCCCACCACAGCCAAGGUGAAACGCAACAUCUCAGAGCGCAGGACCUACCGGAAGAUCAUUCCCAAGAGAAACCGCCAUCAGCUAUGAGGUCAUUCCCAAGAGAAACUGCCAUCAGCUGUGACGUCAUUCCCAAAAGAAACCGCCAUCAGCUGUGACGCCGUUUCCAGCUCACAGACACUGGCCUCUGCUCUGGGGUAGACCUGAGAUGAAACCUUACAUUUCCAGGGCCGUGGUGAGGGAUGAGGCAUCGUCCCUUCUGUGAUGAAGGAUGGGGCUCAUUUCCCAGUGUCCUCCAUUUCCUGGCUCUCGAGAACUUUCUUAAUCCUGCCGUACUUGCUUGCCAUCUCCCCCAUGGCAGCUCCUCCAUCCCCCAUCUCUGACCAUUCAAGAGGAAGGUUGAGUGAAGGAUGUGUCUCCACUUGCAGAAUUUGUCCCCUGUGUGCUCCAUCCCCUAAAACACAGAGUGGAUUCAUUUCCUGGGCACAUGUGGGCCUGGGUUUCUAGGAGGUAGCUUGAGGUGGUCUAGCCAGGAUGAUCACAUCACCAGAAACAGUCUUGUUUUAGAAUUAGGCCACCUGGCAGAGGAGGGUUCCAAGAGUAUAGGGCCUGACAUCUUGGUCUUGUGACCCCAGGAGCAGCAUUACUCCAGCACUGCCCACUAGGGGGCAGCCUUCUGAUAGAGGCCUUGGCUGGUUAAAGGCUCAGCGGGGGUUGUGGGGCUUCAGGCCUCUGAUCUUCCAGCGGCUUUAUUCUCCAAUCAGCCAGUGCCUCCAGGGCAGAGGAGAAGACUGCGUGCCUGAUUGUUAAUCAACAGAGCCAAGCUUGUGGCCACUCAGGCCACUCAGGAGGAGUGGGGGCCUCUACAGCUCCGUGUAGAGCUCUUGGAACAAGGAGCCUUUGUUUCCUGAGAGCAAUGAAGGUGGUUCUUCAAGUGUAGACCACUGGGGAGGGUGAGGAGGUGAAAGGGUGGUGACAGUGCCCCUUGGGAGUCUGCCUGGUGGUAAAGUGGAGAUCAGAGACCUGGGUUCUCGGCCAAACUUGGGGCACUGCCUUCUGCAGCCCUCACCGCCCCCCAAAGCCCACCCUCGAUGCCCUUCAAGGCUGCAUUCCUGAGGGUUGUCUGGACCUCUUUCUCUUUCCCGGGGCAGCUCCCAGGAAUUUGCUGCCUUGCCUUAGGAAAUCCCCUUAUACUUUGUUUUGGCUUCUUCCCAGGUAUGCCUGCUCUCCAGAGGAGGUACUGGAGACUCGGGGACUUAGGGCUGUGCCUGUAGGGAGGAGACUCGGCUCAGGGAGCAGCCACCAUUGUCUCUGUUCAGCCAUGUGUGCAGAGAGGUUUCUGGCCAACUGGGGGCCUCUGCUGCCUACCCUUCCACUGACACGUUACCUCUCCUGCCUUCCUGCUGGGCCACACAUCCUCCCUUCCAAUAAUGCUUGUCACCACUCUGAGGGCUUGGAGCUCCACAAAGUGGGGCUGGUCCUUAGGGCCAUGGCAGGGGAGUCCCUGGCCCAUGCACCCAAUGGGUGUGCAAUAAAUAGAGCCUACCAAAGAAACGUGUGUGUAAGUGUGUGAGGAAAGCAGAAGUUAGGUAGCCAGGGCUACCUGCAGUGUGCCAGGCUGCAUCUUCCUUUGCCCCUGUUUGAUAUGUUUGUGUAUGUAUAUAAAAUGUUCUGCAUGCUCAUGUGUUUGCCCCAGUCACACAGCUAAAACCUACUGAAGCUCAGAAACAUUUCUAUCUACUCAGUGUUUUUCAUUUUACAGAUGCUCUGGGACACCUCACUUGGCCAGUGCUAGGGGAUUUGAAAAGAGCACAAUGUCCCUGACCUCGUGAACUGGCAAUCUUGCCCACUAGUUCCCAGCUGUCAGUAUUAAGAUACACUUUAUCUUGCUGGAGAAGCGUCUAUUCCUAUUCCUGCCUCACAACCAGAGAUCUUAGACUCGGUAGACCUGUCAGGUGGAUGUACAUACAUGUUUGGAGCUUCUCAGGCAACUCUGAGGUCUAGCAGAGGUAACAGCCACGUGAGAGUGCAAGUCUCUCAUUGUGUUGAGAAGAAAACUUAGCGCGGGUAGAUACGGCACGGCCCAGGACUGAUGUUUACAAGCUAAGUGGGUGUGUGUGAGUUCUUUGACCUCAUUAGACACUCAUCCUGAUAUCGAAUACCAGAAUAAAAAGUAAAGGCUUGUCCACA
Molecule: messenger RNA, 5472 nt
Organism: Myodes glareolus (Bank vole)
Lineage: Eukaryota; Metazoa; Chordata; Mammalia; Rodentia; Cricetidae
Source: RefSeq, a predicted model, not a curated record